AUGCUUUGUCCCCUCAGGUUGUCGAGUUGCCGUUUGGGGCUCAGGGUCGGAGCCCAGAGCAGCCAUCACAAUAGCGUCCAACAGCUGGAACGCCAGCGGCAGCCCCGGGGAGGGGCGGGAAGAUGGACAGGAGGGAAUGGACAAGAGUCUGGACAAUGAUGCCGAGGGGGUGUGGAGUCCAGACAUCGAGCAAAGCUUCCAGGAGGCACUGGCGAUCUACCCCCCCUGCGGCCGGCGGAAGAUCAUUCUCUCGGACGAAGGCAAGAUGUACGGUCGCAAUGAAUUGAUCGCGAGAUACAUCAAGCUACGGACGGGGAAAACACGGACGAGAAAACAGGUGUCCAGCCACAUACAGGUUCUAGCUCGGAAGAAGGUGCGGGAGUACCAGGUUGGCAUUAAGGUCUCUAGCCACUUGCAGGUUCUAGCCAGACGGAAAUCUCGCGAGAUUCAGUCCAAGCUGAAGGCCAUGAACUUGGACCAGGUCUCGAAGGACAAGGCCCUGCAGAGUAUGGCCUCCAUGUCAUCCGCACAGAUCGUAUCCGCCAGCGUCCUGCAGAACAAACUCACCCCCCCUCCUCCUCUUCCUCAGGCUGUCUUCUCUGCUGCCCCCAGGUUUUGGAGCGGGUCUAUCCCAGGACAGCCUGGACCCUCUCAGGACAUUAAACCAUUUGCACAACCAGCCUACCCCAUCCAGCCACCAAUGCCUCCAUCACUAGCCAGUUACGAGCCCCUGGCUCCUCUCCCGCCAGCUGCCUCGGCCGUGCCCGUCUGGCAGGACCGCACCAUCGCCUCCACUAAGCUCCGGCUCCUUGAGUACUCCGCGUUCAUGGAGGUGCCGCGGGAUGCUGAAACGUAUAGCAAACACCUCUUCGUGCACAUCGGGCAGACGAACCCCUCCUACAGCGACCCCCUGCUGGAGGCUGUGGACAUCCGCCAGAUCUAUGACAAGUUCCCCGAGAAGAAAGGGGGCCUGAAGGAGCUCUAUGAGAGAGGGCCCCAGAACUCCUUCUUCCUUGUCAAGUUCUGGGCGGAUCUGAACAGCACGAUCCAGGACGGUCCUGGGACCUUCUAUGGCGUAAGCAGCCAGUACAGCAGCACAGAGAACAUGACUGUCACUGUCUCCACCAAGGUGUGCUCCUUUGGGAAACAAGUCGUCGAGAAGGUAGAGACAGAGUACGCACGGCUGGAGAACGGCCGGUUCGUGUAUCGAAUCCAUCGGUCCCCCAUGUGCGAGUACAUGAUCAACUUCAUCCACAAGCUCAAGCACCUCCCAGAGAAGUACAUGAUGAACAGCGUCCUGGAGAAUUUCACCAUCCUGCAGGUUGUUACCAACAGGGAUACCCAGGAAACCUUGCUCUGCAUAGCCUUUGUUUUUGAGGUGUCCACCAGCGAGCAUGGCGCCCAGCACCACGUGUACAAGUUGAUCAAAGACUAGAGGCCCGUGAGAUGGGCAGGGCACGGGGGGAAAAGGUCUUUCCAGAGAAGCUGACCAUGCGGGACUGCCUCCGUGGAAGUCUUUUGAAAAUGAAAAAAAGAAAAGCCAAAAAGACUGACUCACAAUCAAAGAUGUGUUCUACGUAGGAACAAUUUAAAAAAAAAAAAAGAAGAAGAAAAAGAAACCAGUGAGCUAAAGGAGGGAGGGUCACCUGUCGCUGAAAGGGGAAAGGCGUGGCCAUCGACGUCGCUGCGGCCCACCACCCAUGUGCCUUUCCCAGCAUGCUGCCACAUAGACCGACAACCCCUUCUUAAUACCCAGACGCGCUCCCUUCCUCCUCGCUCAGACAGCAACGAUCAUGUGCCCGGCCAGCUCUGCCUGGCUCGGUCGUGCCGAGUGGAAUUGAGUGGGUGGUGCCAAAAUGGCCUUUUGGAGUGGGAUGAGGAAGCGGAUGCUGCCUGGUUUAUCCAGCAGGAUGUGCUCUGGUCUGGAAAUGGGCGAGGGAAAAGGAGGUGUGCGCAAAGCCAGCAUCGCCUCCAGAGACGCAGGUUGGCUCUUUGCAUAACAUCCCUGUCCUCGGUUGCGAGAGGGAAUAGGGACUGGUGUUAUCAUGGCAGUGACACUGAAUACUGGAUUUGUCCCAGGAGUGCAAUGAUCUUACAGUGCUGUCCCCUGGUGGUAGGGCUAUGGAGGCACCGCAGCCAUGUGCCUGGCAUUAUGAAUAGGACGCUCGUCCCCUGGCAGUGUCCCAAGUGUUGGGAAGGUAACGGGAGUGUGGCUGCAUCACUUUAGAGAGUGUAUUGAACCAGUUGGGAGAAGGGGAUGUGGCUGUUUGUCGGAGCCGGUGAUGGGAGGAUGAGAAGGUAACAGAGGGGCUGGAAGGGACUCAACUGGAGAAGAGUAUCUAGGAAGCUAUGGAGACAGCUGUACCCAGACAAGAAUCCAAGAGGGCUAUGUGCCAGCAAGGCUGCUUGGGGAAGUCCCAGGGCUAGGAAAAGGGUAGGAGAACCCGGGAAGUUCUCAAACAUCUCAAGCGACUGGAAGCUUUAAGCAACUCUUGCUGAUGCUUUGCAUCUCACUUCAUGGGAGAGAAGCAGGGAAAGCUUAGACCAAACCCUGAAGGUUAGUUUAGCAGGGUAUUAAUGUUCCCUGCCAAGCCCCGUUGCAGACGGGAACAAUCUGGAAAGCAGGCAAUGGAGUGGGGUCUACCUGUUCACCGCAGUGGAACCUUAUAACCUACCCUUGGUGAACCCCCUUUACCAGAUCCACCAACGGUGUAAACCACACACCUCUAUGGACUCGCGUGGCUGUGACAAGAGGGAAGGUGGGGAUGUGAUUUGGGUAGAGCUUAAAGGGAUACUGUUGAAGGUCCAAAAUUUAGGAUUUGCAUUUUAAAGAGGCCCCGGGGAGAGUUGUCAAAACUUGAAUGGAAAUUUUUUUUCCAUAAUUUUUUAACAUUAAGUUUUAGAAUAUGUAUUUUUUUAAAAAGAGAGUGUGUCUUUAAUCGGAGUUGAGCUCUCCUGCUCCUGCGGGGUUUGCAGCCCAGCCUUAUGAAAGUGACUAGAACCCAUGUGAAACUGACUUGUGUAUUGUGUGUUCAGAGGCAGGAAAACAAAAAAGAUGCAAAAUGGGUUUGGAAAACAUCUGCUUUUCCUGACCUCCCGGGCUGUUGGUUAGCAGUGCUGGGAAUGACUUUAGGGGGGUAUUUUUAACAAAAAAUCGGGACCCAGUGCUACGUGUCUGUACAGCACCUAGCACAGUGGGGCCCUGCUCUCAGCCAAGACCUCCGGGUGCUACUGUAAACCAAACAGGAAUAAAAGGUGAUCUACGUCCUUACCUCCCGCUGAAGUCGGUAGGAGUUUGGGCUCUCUCUACCAUCCGGGCUUAGGCCCGGGUGUUUUUACUCAGUACUGUUCCUCUAAGUAUUCUUUUAUGGCUUAAUAGUCAGUAAUAGGGAAAUGGCAACAGCAUCGCUUUUUCCCACCCUAGUUUUCAUAUGUAAAUUUCCCACCUCUUCCUCUUAGGUUUUUUCUGUCUGACUUUUUUCAGUUUAAAUGUUUCCUUUGUCCCAUUUGCUUCCCAGCACACCUCUGCCACUAAACUGCCUCUUCUGUGUCCUGUCCAGUCCCGGAUGAGGGACGUGGCUUUUCCACUGUGGGGUCCUAUCCUGGUGCUGGAAAUGGAGCAGUUCAGGCUUUCCUUGGAAAACGUUGUUACUAAUGGGGAAGCUACCUGGGGUUCAUUUGCGGGGGGGGGGAGCACUAUUGCAAGAGGGAGUGAGGCGUCACUAAGGCAAGUGAGGCUGGAGGAGGCUGGAGCAAGAGAGAAAUUUCUGCCAUGAAGAAGGUGAAUGGAAGGGCUUGCUAGUACACGUCCUCAUGGCUGCAGUCCAGAGGUCCUAGAUGCCUGGCUAGAUUAGCUUGUAGGUCUGAUCCCAGCUAGGCUGCUGCAGUAGGAGGCCUCAGUGCUAGAAAAUAUCUGUCUCCUUGGAGACUCCAGAUCUCUGGAAAGGGGCCCAAAGAGCGCGCGAGAGGGUGGGGUCUUUGAGAUGGUGUCGGAGGGAAGAGACUGGCCAUAUUGGGCAGACGGCGACUGUGCAGCUCUCAAGAGUUUGGUGUGUGUACGUGUCAUAGAUGCAGUGGAAGGAGAGCGGGGGGGGGGGCAUGGUCCUUAGGGUCCUCUCUUCCUCCCCCAUCAGUCUGCAGGCUUCUCUUCCUUUCUCUGUCUUCAGAACGGGGCCUGCGCUGCAUGAAGGGGGCCAAGUGGGAAUCUCAUAGACCUUUGAGUCCUACUGCAUUGUACUACUUCCUGAACAGCUGGGUUAGUGGCUUGUCUUCCUCCCACCCUCCCUCUUGGGAGGAGAGUGAGAGCAGUGAUGGGCUGAGGAGGCAGAAGGGAGGGGAAGGGGCUGUCACGGAGACUAACGUUUAAUUGCUUCAUAACUGGACCUGGCCUUGCUUUCAAGGGGCUGAAUCUUCAGUUUUGACUCAUCUCUUCUUCCUUUUUAUUCCCCUCUGCUCGACUAGGGAUUGAUUAGCACGUUGUUCUCCUGGCUGGAGGCCCUGACACCGCCUUCGUACCAAGUGCACAGUUAUUGUGUAGGUAGGUAGGUAGCCAAGCUAUGGGCCUUUGAAUCCAAUAUGGCGGCCCUAGGCACCGCUGUCUGAGAGUCCAGUAUGGUGGCCAUGGGAAAAGCCAAUAUGGCGGCCAUGGGUGCUGCUGUGUGGGGAUCCAAUAUAGCGGCCAUGGGAAAAGCCAAUAUGGCGGCCAUGGGUGCUGCUGUGUGGGGAUCCAGUAUGGCAGCCUGAGUUUUUUGUGAUGGGGAAGCUGUCAAGAGCAUUGAGGGAAUUGUGAAGAGGAUACAGGUUCCCAUGCCUUGAAGGAAAUUACAGUAUGCGUUGGUCUAAGUUUUUCUAGUACAACAUAAUUAACUAUUCUAAUAACAUUGUGACUGGUGCUUCCGGGGGGCGUCCCCCUUCCCCGGGGAGUCUUGAUGGAUGCUCCCAUGCCCGUGGGAGCCCGAGGAGCCAGUGGGAGCAUUGAGAGGACAGUGGGUCGCAGAGCCAGAGCCGUAAUACGGCAAAGCCCAGUGCAUUACUCCGGGUACAUACCUUGCUGCAGACAGUACACGGCAGCACUGGGGGCAAACAGGACUGACAGUAUGUGGAAUUCAGAGCAAAGGUGCAUAGAGACUCGCCAGGACUGCAGCUCCUCCACCCCCAAGUUAUUCUGAGCUGUGGUUUCCCCGGGUGGAUAGAGCAAAUAUCCCAGGCUCCCUGCCCCCCUUGGCGUGGGUGAUAGUGCUGGGAGAGUAGCUGUUCCCCAGAGUGGCACAAGCUUUCUCUGGCUGGUUCUCCUAGGCGGAGCGCACUGACGUCUGACUGCUUCGGCGGUGGGGUGGGAAACAGCUGGAGUCACUGAUGGGAAGAGGAGCUGCCGUCUGUGAGGUUCGGGAGGGGGAGAACCUUGAAUCCUCAUAAUCCCAGGCGACUCUCCCUGGCUGGGUGGUUAGUAGGUAGCAUGUUCAUUUCUUUCACUCACAGAUCUAAAACUCUGGGACUGAGGUUCAGCCCUCAACUUUUCCAAGCAUCCCCCCCAUGCAGACACACUGCAAUGCCCCCUCCCCUUCCCUUUCCUAAGCCUGCCUUCUAGCGAGGGGCACGCUAUAUACACUCCUGGGGCAGGAUCCAGUCCCCUCACUCAGGUGAGGGUGGGGGGCGGUUACUCCGCUAACUGACUUGGGCUUUAUAAACACCCAAUAUAACCCCCCUUCCCCAUUGUUUUAGCCCCACUGGGCUGGAGCCCCGUUUGAAAGAAUCUCUUCUUAAACUGGACUGUUUUGUUUCUUAGCCUUCACCUGCAGCCUUCCCACCUGCUUCCCUUGUAAUCUCAGAGCCUCAUGCAGUAGAUCCGCUGCCUCGUUCCCUGGCUGCAGAGUUCACACUCAUCCUCUGACCUCUGGUUUGCGGACACAAAUACACGCGCGCUGCCCGUUAGCCUGGCUGUCGCUCACCCCUAAAGGACAGCAGCAGAUGUCAAGUGCUUGGCUCUCCCCUAAUGGGACUUAAACAGGUACCCAGACACUCUUCAUUAAUAACCAGUCCCUUUCCUCUCCUCCUCCCUCAUGGUAUUUAUGAAUUUCACAUGAAGUACGGUUUUAUUUUUUUAAAGACUUUGUAAAGCUUACCAGGGUUAUGGUCACCAUUUGUAGAGCUGCGUCAGUCCACAAUGUAAAACCCCCUUUUUUUUAUGUAUUAUAUUUUUUGUGUAUUUUUUUAAUCCAGCUGUGAUGGGUUGUAUCAUAUAUUUGUUGUGUUGACUGUAUCUGUCCAACUUCAAUGAGAUGAGACAGUGGAGUUCCUAGAAGAAAUCUAUGGGUCUGCUGAAAACCAUUAAAAUUAUUUGUUCAUGGGUUGGCUCAA
Pelodiscus sinensis (Chinese soft-shelled turtle) is the source of this 6357-nucleotide messenger RNA. NCBI's taxonomy places the organism in Eukaryota, Metazoa, Chordata, Testudines, Trionychidae. The record is from RefSeq and is a predicted model, not a curated record.